UCCACCACCACGUCCCGACUCUGAACCCCUCCGUCUCGUCGCCUUCGUCCCGGCCUUUGCCUGCCACCAACUCGAUCGCCCGGCAAGCUACCGCGUACCUGCAUUACAGCCUUGUUGCUUUGCUUCCUUUGCUAGUUUCUUCGCUCGGUCGUCCCAUCGAUCAACCUGACCGGGUACAAGGCGCGGAUGCUCUAUAAUAGCUAGGUAGCUAGCCCGGCCUCGACCCUCGACCGGCCCCAUCUAUCCAUGAAUCCUCUCGGCCGGCAAAAGCAUGCGCGGUCGCCAUGAGACGACCUGACGCCGCCGCGGCCACCGUCGUCGUCCUCCUGUGGCUCGCCGCGCUCACCGUCGCGUUCCACGGCUGCGGUCGCCGUGGCUGCGGUGGCUUCUUGCUGGGGAGGCGAACGGGCGCGGUCGCCGCCGUCGUUCCGGCAAGGAAGAUGCUGCUCGCCGCGACGACGAGCUCCGAUGACGCUGCGGCCUCCUCAUCGACUGAUCACAACCACCACCACCAUCACCAUCGGCAUCAUCAGCAUCACCAUGUCCACCGGUGGAACCGGCACGGCAUCCCACCGUCCGCGGUAGGCCAGGGCAAGGCGGAGAUCGACCCGCGGUACGGCGUGCAGAAGAGGCUGGUGCCCACGGGCCCGAACCCCUUGCAUCACUGAGAGGCUGGCACGCGCUCAGCGCAUGCAUGGAUCGAGGAGGAGUACUUUCUCAUGGCAGUCGAAGCUGCUGCUGAUUCGAAUUAUUCCUUGGUGAGCGGCGCACAUCGUCUUGCUGGUGCUGAUCAAUCGAGUUUUUGGAGUCCGGUGUGUAUUCUUUGAUUGUAGAGUGGAUGGGUGCGGAAGCGAGCAAAGCCAGCUUUGUUGGUGUGAUCAUCAUAUUCAUUGGAAAUCGUGUGUUCAUGUAUGUAAUCUUGGUCUGAAAGCUGUAAAGCAAGUGAAACGAAAGGGAGAGAGAGAGGUUAAUCUCUAGCUAGCUAAAUAUAGUACAUAUAAGUUGUGCUGUUGAGGAAAGGAUACGAUUAUAUAUCCUUAGUUUCCUUUUUUCUCCAUCCCAAUCUCAUUCCUUUUUGUUUUCUGUUCAUCGAUCAAAAUCUCGACAUGAAUAAGAACAGUGUAUAUAGCUGUGCGAGA
Panicum virgatum (switchgrass) is the source of this 1139-nucleotide messenger RNA. RefSeq names its product protein FON2 SPARE1-like. The transcript has a single exon. NCBI's taxonomy places the organism in Eukaryota, Viridiplantae, Streptophyta, Magnoliopsida, Poales, Poaceae. The record is from RefSeq and is a predicted model, not a curated record. Bases 285 to 668 code for a protein of 127 amino acids.